AUGAGGAUGUGGGGGAUCCCCUCAAAGUGCCCCCAGUGUUCCUCAAAGAUGAACAGCUCCGGGAUUUACCGGAAGCUGGCUCUGGAUAGGAAAGUGAUGACCUUCCUGAAGCCGAGGACCAGCGGGAACAGUUCCUCCUACCUCCAGUCUGUCAUAGCGGAAGGUCACAGCGAGGAGUGGGCACGGCAGACCAUCCGCUACCUGGCUGACUGCGAGCUGCACAAAAAGAUGGCUACAUUUGUCCCCUCUGCAGCCAUAUACCCUCCUCCACCACCCUUCAGGCCCCUUCCACUCGCCCAGUGGUUUGAGACAGUCCACUCCAACGACAUCCUCAGCCACGUGGAGGAGAUGAAGGGUGUGAUCACUUCAACCUAUGGGAGAAUCCUGAAAAUGGACUCCACAAAAAAGCUCAUGGCCACCAUCAGCUCAGCUGAAAUGAAGAGGCACUGCAGGAGGAGGACGCGUGGAGUGGAGGAGAUGCGGAGCAGUAUUUCAGGGCUCCUGGAAUCUGUGUGGGAGCUCACAGACACCACAGGGCUGCGUCUGGUGAGUCAUGACAGCAUGCGCCACGUGUGGGAAGUACAGCAGAAGCACCUGGAGUGCCUCCAAGACCCUGCAGGUGUUGCACUGUACACAAAGGUGGGGACACUCCAGAAGGGCGGCAAGGAGCUGGACAUCCUUAGGUGUGGUAGGGGGUCCUCCUCCCUGGAGAGUUUCCACCGGCACCAGUGUGCUUUCAUUCCAGGCUGGCGGUGCAAUGCGGUGCACAUGCAAAUGUACAUGCUGGAGGGUAUAUCAAGGUGGAACAUGGGCCGGGCCAAGGAGGCAGUAGAUGUGGAGGGGGCCUCCACCCUAAGAAGCUUCGAUGUUCGGUUGAUGUCCCACCUUAACAACCUAAGCCAGCAUGUGCAUGGUUGUGCUCUGGUGCCAGAGUUCACCCUUCCUGGGAAACCUACUGGCGAACGCAUAGCCGUGGAAUAUUUAUUGGAGCAGACCAAUAGAGGCGACCUGCUGGCUCCAUCACAGGCCUCCAUCUCAGAAAUCCCCUUGCCGGUGCUGGAGGAGGAGGAGGAGGAGGAGGAGGAUGAUGCCAUCAGCAUGCCUGCCAUCAGCGUGCCUGCCUUCAGCGUGCCUGCCAUCAGCGUGCCUGCCAUCAGCGUGCCUGCCAUCAGCAUGCCUGCCAUCAGCAUGCCUGCCAUCAGCAUGCCUGCCUCUGUCACAGAGACCAGCCAAUGUGAUUCGAGGGGCGUUCCGGGGUGGGACGCAGUAGAUGCCCUUGCUGCCUACCUACUCGCAUUAAACCGCACCAUAACGGCCUUGUCAGCCAAGGAGGAGGCGGACAUAGUUCGCCUGUACGCGGCUUUACAUGCGAUGGAUCGGAAACCUUCAAGGUACAAAAUAGUAAUUAUUAUUAUUACACCAAAAUUAAACAUACAUUCCAUGGAAUGA
Molecule: messenger RNA, 1449 nt
Organism: Gadus chalcogrammus (walleye pollock)
Lineage: Eukaryota; Metazoa; Chordata; Actinopteri; Gadiformes; Gadidae
Exons: 6
Coding region: 1-1449 (482 amino acids)
Source: RefSeq, a predicted model, not a curated record